Pestalotiopsis fici W106-1 is the source of this 759-nucleotide messenger RNA. RefSeq lists its product as uncharacterized. Gene Ontology annotation, cellular component: mitochondrion. The record is from RefSeq and is a predicted model, not a curated record. Gene Ontology annotation, molecular function: structural constituent of ribosome. NCBI's taxonomy places the organism in Eukaryota, Fungi, Ascomycota, Sordariomycetes, Amphisphaeriales, Sporocadaceae. The transcript has 2 exons. Bases 1 to 759 code for a protein of 252 amino acids.
AUGGUGAACCCCGGAAAGCGCAUGAACAUAUUAAAGGCCGUAAAAGGUAAUUGCUUCACGCCGCUGCGCACUCUGCUUGAGGAAUCAUCCCCCAUUCUGACCCACGCGACAGCUGCUCGACUUACGGCAUGGCCCCGGUGCGGCAAUUCUCCCGCCGGAGAUUACGAGGAUACACAUGGAUUUUGCGAUGAGGUGGAACGACGGUCACCUUGGACCAAGGUGCGACCCCAAUUUGCAUUGGCUGAGAUCUGGCAACAACCCGCUAACGUAGAGGUCGACAGGAAAUUCUGGAAGCUAUGUCUACCGCGGUUGAAAUUCUGGAACCCAGCGAUCCCAAUGUUGUUAAAUCGGCACACAAACCAGUCGGGCCCAGCAGUCAUGUCCAUCUAUUUCCGUCAGAGCGCAGCAGCUGCCGCAUCAAGGCAUCAUCAACUACCGCUCGCCCAGCAGCCGCACUCGAGCACCACCAACGAGACGCCGGCGCCGGCGCCCGAGGAGGAUGAACGUAUAGUGACCAUUGAUAUGAAGAACCAGCACUCGGACGCCAUCUUGGCCGAAUUCUUGCACAAGACGGGCGCCACCCAGAUACAUCCUACGGCGGAAGAGAGGUCCGAGAUGGUGCAGGUCGAGGAGCUCAAAGAGAAGUCUGCUGUGGACCGUGCCAUUGUCAAGAAGUGGUUCGACGCCAAGCGGGCCGAGGAGAGGAUGGCUGCAAGGGCCAAGGAGGAGGCCGAGGCCAUCAGAUUGGCCAACCAAUAA